Molecule: messenger RNA, 867 nt
Organism: Didymodactylos carnosus
Lineage: Eukaryota; Metazoa; Rotifera; Eurotatoria; Philodinida; Philodinidae
Source: the annotation of a GenBank genome assembly
AUGAAUAAAUACACAAUCGAACAACGCGUGCAAAUUAUUAAAAUUUAUUAUCAAAAUAAUGAAUCUGUGCGAGAAACGUUUCGUGCACUUCGUGAAUUUUAUGGUCGAAAUAAUCGUCCUGUAGAAAGCACAAUUCGUCGUCUAGUGAAUAAAUUUGAAUCAAGUGGUACUGUUACUGAUACGAAAGUGCCAGUAAGACAAAGAAAUGCACGUAGUGAAGCCAAUAUUGCUGCUGUUAAUGAAAGUGUUCGUGAGAAUCCAAAUUUGUCAAUUCCUCGUCGAUCUCAGGAAUUAGGCAUUUCUCAAACAUCAACAUGGCGUAUUUUGCGUAAAGAUUUGGGUUUACAUCCAUAUAAGAUUCAGUUGACUCAAGAACUAAAGCCAAAUGACCAUUCAUUGCGUCGCAGAUUCGCUGAUUGGGCUUUAGAGCAGCUUGAAGUUGAUGCAAAUUUUGGCAAAAAAAUCAUCUUCAGUGACGAAGCACAUUUCUGGUUGAAUGGCUUUGUUAACAAGCAAAAUUGCAGAAUUUGGGGUGAAAGCAAUCCACAACAAAUUCAACAAUUGCCAAUACAUCCAGAAAAAUUGACUGUUUGGUGUGGUUUAUGGUCUGGUGGCAUCAUUGGUCCAUUUUUCUUCAAAAAUGAUGCAAGAGCCACAGUUACUGUCAAUGGAAUUCGUUACACAGCAAUGAUCAAUCAAUUUUUGUUUCCAAAAAUUGAUGAUAUUGAUGCAGACGACAUUUGGUUUCAACAAGACGAUGCCACAUGCCAUACGGCUAAUGCAACAAUCAAUUUAUUGAAGGAGAAGUUUGGUGAAUCGAUUAUUUCGAGAAAAGGGCCAGUCAAUUGGCCAAAAAAUUUAGAAUAA